AUGAUGAGUUACUAUAUGGACACAACCAUUGGCAACCCAGCCCCUUAUCCUUUACCUCGCCCUGGAGUGAUGAAGCAAGGUGCUGCCGGCCCCUGUGAUGAUCCCUGGGUGACCUGUGGCUUUCAGUCCACCUGCUGCCAGCCCAGGAUGUGCUGCCCACUCUGGGAUGAACCUGCCACACAAGAGGUGCCCACCGGCCUGGAGCACUACAGCACAGAUAUGGAAUGUGCGGAUGUGCCUUUAUUAACUCCCAGCAGCAAAGAAAUGAUGUCUCAGGCCUUGAAAGCCACCUUCAGUGGCUUCGCCAAAGAGCAGCAGCGGCUGGGAAUCCCCAAAGAUCCCCAGCAGUGGACAGAGACGCACGUGCGGGACUGGGUGAUGUGGGCAGUGAAUGAGUUCAGCCUGAAGGGAGUGGACUUCCAGAAGUUCUGCAUGAACGGAGCUGCCCUCUGUGCCCUGGGCAAGGAAUGCUUCCUGGAGCUAGCGCCUGACUUUGUGGGAGAUAUCCUUUGGGAACAUCUGGAGAUCCUGCAGAAAGAAGAGGUAAAACCGUACCCAGCAAACGGAGUGAACACAACAUACCCAGAGUCCCGCUAUACUUCAGACUACUUAAUUAGCUAUGGCAUUGAGCAUGCGCAGUGUGUGCCUCCCUCUGAGUUCUCCGAGCCCAGCUUCAUCACAGAGUCCUACCAGACCCUCCAUCCCAUCAGCUCGGAAGAGCUCCUGUCCCUCAAGUACGAGAACGACUAUCCCUCGGUCAUCCUGCGUGACCCAGUGCAGACGGAUUCCCUGCAGACAGACUACUUCACGAUCAAGCAAGAAGUGGUAACGGCAGAUAACAUGUGCAUGGGACGUGCCAGUCGAGGUAAACUCGGUGGCCAGGACUCCUUCGAGAGCAUAGAGAGCUAUGACAGCUGCGACCGCCUGACACAGUCCUGGAGCAGCCAGUCCUCCUUCCAGAGCCUGCAGCGUGUCCCUUCCUAUGACAGCUUCGACUCAGAGGACUACCCUGCCACCCUGUCCAACCACAAACCCAAGGGCACCUUCAAGGACUAUGUUCGAGAUCGGGCUGAUAUGAACAAGGAUAAGCCUGUCAUUCCUGCUGCUGCCCUUGCUGGCUACACAGGCAGUGGACCCAUCCAACUGUGGCAAUUCCUGCUGGAACUGCUCACUGACAAGUCCUGUCAGUCCUUCAUCAGCUGGACGGGUGAUGGCUGGGAAUUCAAACUUUCCGAUCCAGAUGAGGUGGCCAGGCGAUGGGGCAAAAGGAAAAACAAGCCCAAGAUGAACUACGAGAAGCUGAGCCGUGGCUUGCGCUACUACUACGACAAGAACAUCAUCCACAAGACGGCUGGGAAACGCUACGUCUACCGCUUCGUCUGCGACCUGCAGAGCCUGCUGGGCUACACACCCGAGGAGCUCCAUGCCAUGCUGGACGUCAAGCCAGAUGCCGAUGAGUGAAGGUGGCCGGCCGGGGUGGAGGGUCACCCCGUGUCGCUUUGAAGAGUCGAUGGGACUGUUUCUGUUGGUUCUUUUCCUUAUUUUUGCUGUUCUUUUGGUCAUUUGUUCUUUGUUUUUGUUGUUUUUAAAGAGCGACUCAGAUUUGAUGCUUUGAGGAUGUUGGGAGAGAGGGAGGUGGAAGAGGCAAACUGUGUUUAGUUCGGAGAAGGAUGAGCUUUCUCCUCCCCCUGAAAGCUCCAAGAAAAGCUUUUUUUGGGGGGGGAAAUUCUGAGUUUGAAGAAAGCCAGAACAAUGUAGCUCACUUAAAAACCCCAACGAACCCUCCUCAUCCCUUGCUGUUUAGAGAAAACAUUAUCAAGUGGAUCCCUUUGGAUUUUGUGUUAUUCGCACGCAGGCAGUUCAGGAAAUGAUAGUAUUCCCAAGGAUUUGAAUCUCUCUUUGAGGGUGGGGAGGGAAGACCAAAGUGGGUGACUAUCCCUGCUUCGGAGAGGGGCAAUAUGGGAACACCCAAGAACUCUGUCGUUCUUGGCCAUCACCUUUCUGUGGUCGUCUGCUUUUCUACAGAGGACAGAACUUUUGCUAGGAGGGAUCAAGACUUUUUUUUUUCUUUUUUUAAGAAAUCUGUUAAAAGUUUUAUUUUAUUAAAUUUUGUGCCAGUAUUUUUUUCUUUUUAAAUAGUCUUAAGCUCUAAGAUGGUCUCAGUAUUGCAAUAUUGUGUGUGUUUGUUUCUGUUAUGCCAGCAGAGAGUUUUAUCACAGUGAGGAAAAGGUUAUAGAUGAAAAUAGGAGUUUAUGUAGACCCCACUGGAGGAGUGGAGCUCUAUGACCCGGCAUCUCCGCAUCGUAUGUGAAGGAAAAUGAACUCCAAACUGGCUCCUAGUGAUGCAUGCUGGAUGUGCUGCUCUCACCUCCAGCCCCACACGCUUUGCUCUGCCACUUGCUGAUAAAGCUGGUUGAAAUUCCCACUUUUGGGAUUGUUUUUCAAAGAGGCUUUUUUGGAUGGCUGCAUUUUGGGCACAAAACCUAGCCAGAUUAGCAGGGAAAAUGUCUUCUAUGAU
Molecule: messenger RNA, 2518 nt
Organism: Melopsittacus undulatus (budgerigar)
Lineage: Eukaryota; Metazoa; Chordata; Aves; Psittaciformes; Psittaculidae
Gene: ETS1
Product: ETS proto-oncogene 1, transcription factor
Exons: 9
Coding region: 1-1461 (486 amino acids)
Biological process (GO): regulation of transcription by RNA polymerase II; cell differentiation
Cellular component (GO): nucleus
Molecular function (GO): DNA-binding transcription factor activity, RNA polymerase II-specific; sequence-specific DNA binding
Source: RefSeq, a predicted model, not a curated record